AUGUUCUCAAAUUUGGUUAUAAAGUAUGUAAAAUUGCUGAAAAAUGAAACAGAAUAUGUAACAUAUGCCCUGAGCCCUACAUUGGCAGACCGACCUGAUUUGUUUGUCUGCAAGAUACACAUUAAGCAGAACGUAUCCGAGGAUCAGGAAGAGGACAUCAAAGUGCUGACAUCCACAGAGUUUGACAUCCACUGGAUGCUACCAGUUGCCCCCCCUAUGGACUUAUACAAUCUUGGUUGUUAUUCUGGUGGUCCAGAAAGCCUAAGAUCUGCUCCACAAAGGAGUUCACACCCAUUGCCAGGAGGUGAACUGCAGAGGCAUGGUGGCAACCACUUUCAGUUGAGACCAAACCAGCAGUAUUACCAGCAAGACCCAUACCUACAGAAUCAACCUAGGUUUCAAUCCAACAUUGGUGGUCAGCAGGAAUACUUCCAAUCUCAAACAGCAAGGGAGAUGGUUGUACCAGGCCAAUACCAAGCAAAUCCACCACCAUUUCUACCCAACUUUGGCAACCAAAGGUUGCAACAAGGCAAUUUCCAAUCUCAGACACCACCUGGUGAGUCAACAGGACCAAAUAUACCCCAUCAGCAACAAGUAGAAUCCCAGCAUAGCAGACUACCUCAGGAGCCAGUCACUGACCUCCAUCUGCAGGAACAAGGUGGUGACCACUUUCAAACAAGGAGGAAAUCAGGCCAUGAUUUCCCACCUUUACACCCACAACAGGACCCUGUGGCUGCUGGGGAUCAAGACCAGAGUGUAACUGAUCCUCAAACCACCAGAACAAUGGGAAAUGAAGCUCUUAACCAGGCCCAUGGGAAUAAUCAGUUAGAAAGAUUACCUACGGCAGUGACACAUGGGAUUGCUGGGGUUCUAAGACAGCUCCCUGCUAACACAGGCAACACAAAUGUUACUUUCAAUUUGCAGCUGGUAAAUCAAUAUUAUAACUCAGAAAAGGCAUCAAUGACACACAUGAGAGAGAACGAUGUGACAACAUCGUUUCAUAAACAUAUCCCUCCACGUGUGAAAAAACGACUGAAUGAGACACUUUGUCAAGAUGAUGUAUGGGACCAAGUGAAGAAGAUGUAUGGCAUUUCAGAUGAAACCCCAUGUCCUCCUGAUGUUGUGGCUUUUUUGUUGUCUCAAGUUGAGGGUUCUAUUGCAUCUUUCAUCAGUGUGUUGUUAAAGUUAAAGGGAUGCCACACAGAAGGAGAACUAGACAUUCCACAAGAUUUGAUUGAUGAAGUCAAGAAUGGACUUAAGAGUGAAAUGGAGUAUAAGAAACUUAGACAGAAUGGAAUUCGCUUUGCUGAAGAAAUUCAUAUUGACAUUGGAAGAAUUUUGAAUUACUUUUAUCAGUAUGAUAUGAUACCCGAUGAGGAGAUUACAGUGCUUAGAAAUAGUGCCAGGGAAAAUCCACAUGAUGCCUGUAGAAAGUUGUUUGAAAGACUAAUUGCAAGCAGUCCUGAAAAACGACCCAUCAAAUGCUUGAAAGAUGCCCUCAGACAAUGCCAACAUUCUCAUCUGGCAGAUGAACUAGAAGUUAGCAGCCAGGAUGUAGAGGAUGAAUUACAGAAACAGGAAGUUGGAAGUGAUCGGCCUUUUUGUGAAGAGCCGUUGGCGUUAGGAAUUUAAGCUCCACCCAUACCCUAUUGGAGCACAUUAAAACUACGGUGUUUGACAGUAUGUGUCAA
Messenger RNA from Lingula anatina, 1691 nucleotides. RefSeq lists its product as uncharacterized. Gene Ontology annotation, biological process: regulation of apoptotic process. Gene Ontology annotation, molecular function: protein binding. NCBI's taxonomy places the organism in Eukaryota, Metazoa, Brachiopoda, Lingulata, Lingulida, Lingulidae. The record is from RefSeq and is a predicted model, not a curated record.